Molecule: messenger RNA, 3054 nt
Organism: Clarias gariepinus (North African catfish)
Lineage: Eukaryota; Metazoa; Chordata; Actinopteri; Siluriformes; Clariidae
Gene: entrep1
Product: family with sequence similarity 189 member A2
Exons: 11
Coding region: 232-2001 (589 amino acids)
Cellular component (GO): membrane
Source: RefSeq, a predicted model, not a curated record
UCACUCCUCCGCCUUUCUUGUCCCAGUGCCCAAAAAUGUGAAACGCAAUCCGAGCAGCAGGUCACAGCGAGUGGCUAUUUUAAACUGUAAAAAACUCCGCUCAGUUCGGGAGGAAUAUGGCAGCGGGAGAGCGCGGACUUUCGGCCGGGAUUCGAAUAAAAUGACGGAACCUCGCCCGUCGCUUUACUCCGCGUUCACGUUUCCUGCGGUUUCGUUGCUGGCGUGUUUCUCAUGUCUCUCCCGGUAGUUCUGCCUGGAUCGUGUUGUCGUUUAACCGGGGCUUCCCUCGCCCCUCAGUUUGCCGAUCCUUCCCGGAGGAGCCGCUGUAUGGCCACGGUUCCGUGGCGGAUGCGGGGAUCGGAGUCGCGGCUCGUGCCGCCGCUGCUGCCCGCGCGCCCGCUGCUCUCCCUCGGGCUGCUGCAGCUGAUGCUCGGCUGCUCCAUGGUGGCUCUCUCGUUCGGAGCUCUCUCCCUCAGCAACUCGCCUCCUGUCCGCAACUCCUGUCCGUUCUGGGCUGGAUCAUCAGUUAUCCUGUCAGGGAUUAUCGGCCUCACCACAUGGAAGAGGCCCAUGCUCCUGCUGGUGAAUCUGUUCGUGCUGCUGUCCAUGGUGUGUAUCCUGCUGAAUCUGGCGGGAUUUAUCCUCUGCUGUCAGGGAGCUCAGCUGGUGUCCAGUACCAUCCACUGUCAGCGGGAUGGGACUAGUGAUAUCUGUAACUGCUGUGCAGAGAGCCCCAGCAAGUGCCAAGAAGAGGAGGUGAUAAAGAUCUACGCAGGUCACUCAUGCGCAUCGAUGAGAGUGCUGCUCAAGAAAGUCCUGUUUGCACUGUGUGCACUGAAUGCGCUGACCACAGUAGUGUGUCUGAUUGCAGCCGCGCUCAGGUACCUGCAGAUCUUCUCCACCAGACGGCCCUGCAUGGAAGAGCCACGAACCAUCGCAGAGGAAGAAGAGCAGCCACACAUUCCUGAUCCGGAUGACUUUGUUCCACCCGCACCACCUCCUUCCUACUUUUCCACCUUUUACUCCUACACACCACGGCUGGCUCGCAGGAUGUUUGGUGACAGUGUGAUCCCACUGCCUCACAUAUACGGGGCGAGGAUAAAAGGCGUGGAGGUUUUCUGUCCCCUCGACCCUCCUCCCCCGUACGAAGCGGUAGCGGCAAGGCAGGCCGAGCCAUCACAGGAACAGGACCCUGAGGUUCAAGUGACAGAUCUGACCGAGAGGGUGUCACGCUGCUCUGAGACGGACACGGCCAGCAAUGACAGGUGUAUGCAGACAUCCGUACUGAGCUCGUCCCCGCCCUCGCAGUCCAUCACUGCCUCGACGGGCAGCAGGAAGCCUCGUAGACAGCGGCACCGCAGGUCCAACAGUGACCCUGUUCUCCUGGACCUGACUGCUAAAGCAGUAAUGAGCUGUGAAGCAGCCACACAGACAGAAGUAGGUCCUGGGACAGCUGCAGGGCCAGGGCCUGAGCCGGAGCAUCCGGUUGUUACUCUGCGGCGGGGGAAGGGCCAUCGCCGACCACGCCCCUCCUCCAUGGUGGACUAUCAGAGCUACAGAGACACCAAGCUGCUAGUGGCACGUUUCCUGCAGCAGCAGUCGCCGUGUAGCCUGACGCCUGAGGUAGAAGAGCUGAUCAACAGCAUUAAGAGUGUGCUGCGCUCUGAUCAGGAACACAUGGAAGAGGCCGUGCGCUGUGCCACCUUAAUCCAGCAGGUGAUGAGUGUUUCAGAAAGUGGCCAGGCGAAGCUAUCGUCUUCCAGACAGACGCAGCCAGCCUGCACAUCUCACACGCUGCCUCUGCGCAAGCGCCCGGGUCUCCUCCACCUGCGCAGCUGUGGGGACCUCAGCACCUUCACCUGGGCAGAGCUGCAGACCAGUGGGCAGGGCAGGCCGAGCUCCCGGGUCAACUCCAGGACGGGUUUUCGGACCGGACCCCGGCGGCUGGCACAGGAGCGACCGCACAGCCUGAUAGGUGUCUCUCGAGAGACCAUGAUCUAAAAGCUGAAAGCUUAUGUUGUGUGUGUGCUGGAGUUGAGGAAUGUCCCAAAUGACACAAAGCUUCAAAAUAGCAGAUAUAGAAUUUGUGCUUGUUUUUCUUUUGCCUCUAUUUUAUUUUUUUUUUUACAAGACAUUGUGUUUGUAGAGUUCUAAUUCUGAUAGAAUUUAUUUAAGUCUAUGUUGUACAUAAAGCUGUGGCACAGUUAAAUUCUGCACUGCACUAAACCGCGCCAGAGGCACUACCACUGGGUAGUAACAUUACCAAUGAUACACUGCUUCCCCUAAAACAAUGUUAAACAGACACCUUUAUGAUGAGAUGGAGAUGGAAAAUAAAACUUAUAUACUUGUUAUGAAGAUGUGUAAUCCCUGAUUAUCAACUGAUUUUAUAUACAGAGUCAGCCAAAAAAAAGUAUGCACACUUUAAAUUUUAAUACAAAAUGUAUUGCUAUAUGUUAUAUAUUGAAGUAUAUGAUAUUAUUAUGGUAAUAAUAUGAUAUAUUAAUAUCACAUACAUCAUCAUAUUUUUCUUUUCCUGAAGUGUGUAUAUGCAUGCUAUAUUACUCACGUCAUUGAAGACAUUCAAGUUAUGGUAACUUAUUAAGUUGUAUAACCUCAGUUAAAAAAUGAUACAAGGCGUAAAACUGAAGAUUCAAGCACAGUACGGUAAUGAGACUCUUAGCAGCAGUAAAACAUUUGAAUGGUGCAAGUUUUAAAGAAGGCUGUACAUCCAUUAAUGAUGAGUGAGUUAAAAAAUGUGAAAAAAAAAACAACCUGGUCUGUUUUUUUGCAGGACCUUAUAGUGACCUCGCUCCAAGAUAUUUUCCACAUGUUUGGGUGAUUAAUGGAGUUCCUUGGAGGCCAGGGUUUUUAGAUGUGAAGCAGGCAGGCAGACAAUCCAUUCUGGCAUACUGAGAAAACUUGGUAUCCAAGUACUAUGUUUGGGAUGAAUGCAUUAGUGGUACAAGGGAUUAUAUAGAGAAAUAAGGGUAGUUUUUAAACUCUCAUAACUGUGUUCUGUUAUUCUGAAUUCUGAUUUGAAUGCCCCUGUAAAAC